Molecule: messenger RNA, 3537 nt
Organism: Gambusia affinis (western mosquitofish)
Lineage: Eukaryota; Metazoa; Chordata; Actinopteri; Cyprinodontiformes; Poeciliidae
Gene: prr33
Product: proline rich 33
Exons: 3
Coding region: 256-3273 (1005 amino acids)
Source: RefSeq, a predicted model, not a curated record
GGUCACAAUGUUGCUGCAGCUUCUGAGCAACCCACAGCCCUCAGGGUUUAUUUUUGGAAUGCCAUGGCCUUCCUUCCAUUUGUAGGAAGGGGGGUCGAGUUGGUCUCAACAUGAACCUGCCGUUCUGACACUCCAGGCUGGGACAAGCAGGCAGCAGCUGGCCGGCCACCCCCAAGCAGCAGUCCUACAGGGGAAACCUGCCUGGAGCGCUUUAAACUCCACCAAUAAGUUCUUUGCCUGGGUGCAGAAGCAUUCAUGUCUGUUGCUUAUGAUACUAUCCACCAGCUGGGCCUGUUUUCCCAGCAGUACCCUCCACCACUGCUGCCCAAGCCUGGAAAAGACAAUGUCCGUCUUCAGAAACUCCUCAAAAGGACUGCAAAGAAAAAGGCCUCCACCCAGACUUCACAGUCUGCUACACCUUUCCGGUCGAGCCUUUCCCCUGUAAAUGAAGCAAGCCCUGACCUGGAGCGCAGCGACCACUCAACUUCCCCUCAAACACCAGAGACAACCCCUCGACGCAACAGCAUCCAACAACCUCCACGGUUCACUGUCAGGCCAUUGUAUCAACAUGUGCCGUCCCCUUACCCGCAGCGUGCAGCAUUUGAUCGAGCAGUUAGCAUGUCGCCUCCCAUGGUGGCCGCCCCUUCAUGCACGUACUCACACCACGUCACAAAAACGUUAUUAAGUUCUGCUUCAAAUCAGUUUUCUAAAGUCUUAGUCUCUCCAGGAGAAGCAAAGCAAUCUCUGCCAUAUUCCUCUGUGCCUGAGGUAAGCAUACAAACAACUGAACUGGAAACAUUUACUGAAAGCCAAGCAGGUUUAAGACCUGCCCCUCAUGUAGGCAUCCCACAUUCAAAAAUCACAAGUUCAGGUGCAACUCAACAUCUGGUAUCAGCGGGUCAACCUGUGGUUCGGCCUCUUACUGUGUUGACCCCACUCAUAAAAUGUAAAAGUCCACGUCCAACAUUUAAAGCAACUGAACCUUCAAAAUCACCAAAGCCAAUGUUUGAAGUGCCUCAGAUUAGGAUGUAUACAGCAAGCACAUCAUAUUAUGAAACAUCCAGGACACCUCCAGUGUACGACACGGCUGGAUUAACUGCUAUUGGCCACAUAGUACCUCAAAGUAAAACAUUAGCAGAAACAAAACAAGAAGUGCUCACAGCAUCUGAGAUCAGAGGAGGGAAGGCAACAACGACAACAAUGCGGCAUCCUUUAUUAGAUGUAGAUCCUGGUAGAAAGACUCCAACAUCAGAAGUGAAAGGAGCCACCCCAAAGGCUGAAGUAAGAAGAGUCACUCCAACGUUAGAAACCCAGAGAGUCACUUCAGUGUCAGAAAUCAAACAAGCCACUCCAACUCCAAACAUAGAAACAACAAGACCAACUCAAACAGCUGAACAUAAAACCACCACCCCAACAUAUGAGGUCAGGGUUCAAACACCAACUUAUGAGUUUCUGUCGUCCAGACGACCUAAAACCCCAGCAUACCACAUCAGCCGAGCCGCAACCCCAGUCUUUGAAAUCUCACGACCCAAUCCUCUUUUGUUUGCAGUGUCGCCAAUCACAGUGGAUCCAGAGAGGUUAAGGUCCCCCCAAACAAUUUCUUCUGUGAGCACUUCAUUGCCCUCCCUUAAUCUGAAGACAACAGAGCUUUCUGAAACUUUACUAAAUGGGGAUGUCCACUCUGAUGUGACACCUGCAGACAACUCUAUAAAACGAAGUAUUACAAUGUCAAAAUCAGAGUCUGAUCUGACAAGAAGAGUGACUGGCUCUCAAAGAGCUGUAACUCCUAUAUCUGUGUCUUCAACACAAGUAGCCACUGCUUAUCAAAGGCCAAAAACUCCAACUUAUGAAGCCUCUCGCCUUUUGACCACAUCACCAGGCUACAAAAAGCAAAAGACAUUACCAUCAUCUAUUUUACACGUGGUCUCUCAGAGGCCUAAAACACCAGACUCUCAAAAGUCAAAGUCUGCUUACCGUGGACUUACACCAGCUGAAUAUGCUGCUUACAGUGGAAUCAAAACAUAUUCACCUGCAUUUUCCAUUACAACGUCAGUGACACCAACACAAGAUGAGGUUAAAGUUGAAAAAGAAGUUUCAAAACAGAGUAGUCAUGAAGCAAUUGUAAAGAAAGAAUCAUCGGUUGAAAUUCCUGAAAGACAGGACACCACUAGAUGUGAGGAAAAACUGGACCAGAGUCAUGUAAAGACUGGUUCCAGUGUCACAGUCCCAGUUAUUGUAGUUUCAACACCAUCUGACUCAACAGGAACAAUAUCAAUACAAGACCCAUGUACAGCAACCAGUCCAGGUACAGCAAAACAAGCAGCAACAGCGACUCAAGAAAUGCCCAAAGCGAUGGCUGUGCCUUCUGAAAACCAGAAAGAAAAAACCAAAGUAACUACAAAGACAAAAAUAAAAGAUUCUUUUCUAAAAAGUGGUGACCAAGAUUCCCUGAAGGUUGUAAAAAAGCUUUUGAGUAGAGGGAAGGUGCAGACCGAUGAGGAGAAAGCAAAAUGUGACGUGAAAGCUGACAAAUCUGUCAUAAUAGAACCAAAGACACCUGUUACACAGAUUAAGCAUGAAAGCUCAAAAUCUGAAUCUGCUGAACCUACUCCGCCUAUUGAGGCCCCUUCUACUAAGUCAACUGAAAGCCAUAAAAGCAACGCAAAACCAUGUUCAGCAGAUAAACCUGACAAAAAGGGCGUUAAUGACUCCUCCACAGCAGCAGCAUCUCUUCUUAAUGUCAUGCAAAAAUCAAAGGGGAUGAAAUCCAAAGCGAGUGGGUGGUCGCGACUAAAGAAACACAUGGUGGUGGAACAGGAGGAACCAAAAUUCCCAGUGACAGGUUUUCAAGCUGAGAUCCCAGGGCAGGACCAGAGUGAAGAGAUGAGGCUAGAAGAGAAUCCAAGUGGUCAGGAUGAGAAGCUAGCUACACCCAAAGACACAGACACUCCAAAAGCAACUAAGAUGUGGGACGCUGUCCUCUUCCAGAUGUUCUCCUCCAAAGAGAACAUCAUGCAUCAGAUUGAGCUAAACAAAAGUGAAGAUGAAAAAAAUGAGAAAAGCAAUGAGCAGACGGAGGUCCCUUCAUUUGCGUUUAGACUACCGGUGUUGCUUUUCAGCCCCAGAUUUGAUGCUAAGAAGCUGAGAGAAGCAGCCUCAAGACCAGUGUCAAAAAUCUCUGUUGUGUUUGAAAUGGGUCUGAUUGGGCGAAAAGGUAAAGAAGAUGAACCAAAAGACUUUAACAGGAAGGCCAGAGGGUUUGCUGCUUCUUAAACUAUGCCUGAUGUGAAAUGUCCACAUUAAACCAUGGCUAAACCUGUUCUCUAAGUUAAUUUAUCUGUUAACAUAAAACUUCUAAACACUGCUGAAGGAAACUAAACCCCAACUUUAUACUUGACAAAUGCAUUAUAGUAUAACGGUAGCUUAACAGGUGUUAGAGGUUUUAUUUUUAUUUGUAAGCAAAAAUGAGAUGACUUGUCUUAAAUGUCUCCAGACAUCACAACGCAUUAAAAUUUUUAUCUAAUCUGACAAUUUCCA